AUGGAUCUCGACAAAGAAGACCUACAAUCCCGUCGUGAAUCCUGUUUGGAUGCUCUUGAUGCCGCUCGUCCAGCCUCCACCAUGGGGACGGCUCAGCUGGCCCCCGAUAUCUAUAUUACGGCCGAUGACUGUGGAGAUGCUGUUGGUGGCAAUUUUCUCCAAAUGCCGCGAAAAGAUCGCAGUUGUUCGUGGAGUGGAAGACCGUUAUGGAUGGAGGUGGCUGAGGCUACGAGAGUCAAGGUGCCACACACAUUCCAAGUCCAUAGCUAUAAGCGACCGACUGUCUGUCAGUACUGCAAAAAGCUUCUCAAGGGAAUCAUAAGGCAAGGGAUACAGUGUAGGGGUGAGUCACUUGUUGCCCUUUUUUCGUCAUAA
Cylicostephanus goldi is the source of this 375-nucleotide messenger RNA. NCBI's taxonomy places the organism in Eukaryota, Metazoa, Nematoda, Chromadorea, Rhabditida, Strongylidae. The record is from the annotation of a GenBank genome assembly.